Molecule: messenger RNA, 741 nt
Organism: Gastrolobium bilobum
Lineage: Eukaryota; Viridiplantae; Streptophyta; Magnoliopsida; Fabales; Fabaceae
Exons: 2
Coding region: 1-741 (246 amino acids)
Source: RefSeq, a predicted model, not a curated record
AUGGCUGUUGUUAACGCCUCAUCAUCGAGAUCUGCUUUUUCCAUGAAUUCACAAGCUUCAUCUGUUACUAUGUUUGCUGGUGAGAAUUUCUCAGAAUGGCGUGAACAAGUCAAUUUUCACUUAGAUGUUAUGGAUCUUGACUUGGCACUCUUUGAGGUUGAACCCACUGCUAUUACUGAAACCAGUAGUGAGGAAGAGAAAUCUCACCAUAAGGCAUGGAAACGAUGUAACAGAUUGAGCCUUAUGUUCAUUAAGAUGAUUGUUGCCAACAACAUUAAGUCAACCAUUCCACAAACAGAAAGUGCAAAAGAAUAUAUAAAGUUUGUGAAAGAACGCUUCCGUUCAGCGAACAAGUCACUUGCUGGUACUCUUAUGGGACAGCUCACGACCAUGAAGUUUGAUGGGUCGCGAACUAUGCGAGAGCACAUUAUUGAGAUGACUAAUUUUGCAGCAAAACUUAAGACCUUGGGACUUACUGUUGAGGACUCAUUCUUAGUUCAAUUUAUUUUGAACUCGCUGCCUUAUGAAUAUGAGCCAUUUCAAAUUAACUAUAACACUAUUAAGGAUAAGUGGAAUGUUAAUGAAUUGACCAGUAUUCUCGUUCAGGAAGAAGGGCGUUUAAAGAAUCAUGGGAGUCACUCUAUUAAUCUCAUGGAUCAUAAAGCUGGGAAAGGAUUGAAAGCAAGAUCAAGACACUUCAAGAAAAAGAAAGCACCUGUGCAAGAUGGGCAGGAGAAAUGA